This is a messenger RNA of Rhodotorula graminis WP1, 5747 nucleotides long. RefSeq lists its product as uncharacterized. Lineage: Eukaryota; Fungi; Basidiomycota; Microbotryomycetes; Sporidiobolales; Sporidiobolaceae. The transcript has 25 exons. The coding region runs from base 1 to 5682 and encodes 1893 amino acids. The record is from RefSeq and is a predicted model, not a curated record. Gene Ontology annotation, biological process: chromatin remodeling; negative regulation of transcription by RNA polymerase II. Gene Ontology annotation, cellular component: chromatin; nucleus. Gene Ontology annotation, molecular function: chromatin binding; histone binding; ATP-dependent chromatin remodeler activity.
AUGGCGCGGUCCGUCUCGCCACCGCCCAAGCAGGCCGACAGCAGGCCUCGGAGCACCGCGAGCGGCAGCUCCAAGCCGUCUCAGCAGCCUCGAGCCGUCUCCGCCGCCGCCUCAUCGGACAAGGGCCGCCCGCCUCGUCAAGGCGUCCCGCUCGCGCCCGAGGUCUUCACGUCGUUCCAGCAGACCCACAAGCACGUCAAGGGCGCGUCCGUGCCGCCUCGCGCGCGCGAGGGCUCGGCCUCGAACCGCUCGGCUCCGCCGCCGUCGCCCGUCAAGGCGAGGGGCGUGAGCGAGAUCUUGCGCGUCCAGGAGACCGAGGGCCUCGGGAGACUGUACAUGUGCAAGACGGAGGACGGCAAGAAGGUGCAGCGCUCUCGCACCGACCUCAAGCGUCUCGUUCCCGCGCUCCUCGAGGCGUUCGACGCUGCGCACUCGCCUGCCCCUACCCGUACCCGCUCGCGCGAGCCCGCCACCGCCGCCGCCCUCGACGAUGACGACUCGAGCGACGACGAGCUCGAGAUCGUCGUCAAGCCGAAACGCAAGCCCAAGCCGACCGCGCCGAGCCCGCCCAAGAAGAAGCUCGACAAGGGCAAGGGGCGGGCCGUCCAGCAGGGCGACGACGAUGAUGACGACGACGACGUCGAGAUGCGCGACGCGUCGAGCAGCUCGGGCGGCGAGGGCAACAAGGAGCAGGAGAAGGAGGCGGCGACGAGCAGCGACGACCCGGACGACCCGGACGACGAGGACGUCUCGGCGCCCUCGGGCUCGUCCUCGUCGUCGGACGAUGCCGCCCGCUCGGCCGACUCGGACGUCGACGACUACGGCCCACGCCGCUCGACGCGCGCAUCGUCGCGCCGCACGACCAAGGCGGCCAAGAAGCCCAUCCAGCAGGCUGGGCGCCGCUCGACCCGUCGCACGGCCCGCACGGCCAAGCGCUACUUCGGCAACGACGGCUCGGGCGACGCGUCGUCGUCGGACGGCGACAGCGGCGGCGACGAGAGCGCGUCGUCGCGGUCCGAGGCGCCUCGUGCGACCAGGACGUCGGCGCGCAUCACGAGGGCCUCGGCGACGCUCACGGGCUCGCGGUCGGGCACGGGCACACGCUCGCCCGAAGAGGACGAGCAGGAGGACGGCAAGGGCGAGUCGAGCGAUGAGCUGGGCAUUUUUGCGAGGCCGAGGAAGACGGCGCAGCAGGCGGUCGAGGACUCGGAGGACGACGACGACGUGUUCGUCGAGGACGGCGGGGCCGAGGCGGGCGAGGCGGAGGAGGACCGUCCACAAGACGACCAUCGCCAGAUCUGCGGCAAGUGCGGCCACGAGCCGGCCUCGGUCCUCCUGCAGCGCAUCGAGAAUCGCCGCAAGAACCGCAAGGGCGGUCGCAGGCGCAAGCGCGACGAGUUCGACGACGACACGGACGACCAGGAGGCGCGCGCCGAGAAGUUAGGCUCGUGGGUCGAGUGCGGCGUGUGCUGCCAGUCGUACCACUUCCUGUGCCUGCCGCCGCUGCAGAAGCGCGACCUCGUCGACAAGCUCAACGCCGACCACCUCGCCAAGCACGCUCCGCCUCCGCCUCCAGCUCCUCCUGUCGCCAAAGUCGCCGCCGACCCUGCCGCCGAGACGCCCGAUGGCGACAACCUCGCCGUCGUCGCCGAUGCAGCCCACACCGGGUCCGCCACGCCGGCGGCCCUCAGGGCGCCGACGGCCAAGCCGCUCGCCGCGCCCGUCCGCGCCAAGCGCGAGUUCAACACGAGCCGCGUGCUCACCAUCGCCAAAUGCCCGAUGUGCAAGAAGGCCGGCGGGAGAAAGUGCUUCGUGUGCGCCCUGAGUGGGAGGAGGGUCACGGCGCGCGAGAAGGAGGAGUUUUCGGCGCAGCUCGACGGCGUCGACGAGGUCGAGAAGGCGCUCAAGCCCGGCGUCAUGUUUCGGUGCACCAAGUGCAAACGCGUCGCGCACUACGGCUGCCUCGAGAACGACGAGCCCGACUGGUCGUUCGCGCAGCACGUCCGCAGCUACAACGAGUACGACGUCUGCCACCAGUGCUACAACUGGAACGCGCCGCUCAACGUCAUCCUCGCGUGGGCCGAGGCGGACCCGCUCCCCGAGGGCGACGGCGACGAUGUCGAGCCGGACGACGAGGCGGUCGCGCCGGUCGCCGGCGAGACCCGCAUCGACGACAAGACGCAGAAGGUGGUCGUGCUCCCGUCGAUCAAGGACUUGUGGGCCAACGUCAAGUACCUCGUCAAGUGGCAGGACAUGAGCUACCGCCGCCUCGAGUGGGUCCCGCACGCCUUCAUCGCCGCCAACUACCCGGGCAAGCUCGGCGGCUUCCUCGCGCGUGGGUCGCUCGUCAAGUUCGAGACGGCCAAGGACGACGACCCGGAGGACGCCGACCCGACCGACGACCAGGAGGACGCCGGCGAGGCGCCGCUGCCCGACCCGAACGCGCUCGAGCGCAUCCCCGAGGCGUGGCGCACGGUCGACCGGGUCCUCGACGUGUGGUACAAGCACCCCAAGACGGGCGUGGACACGCCGUUCGCCAGCUUCAAGAAGCGCCUGCCCGAGGACCCGGGCGAGAGCAUCAAGCUCGUGUCGCAGUGCUACUUCAAGUGGGGCGACCUCGCCUACAGCUCAUCGACGGUCGAGGAGCCGCCACAGUCGGACGAGGCCGGCUACGACGACUACGUCUCGGCCUACGAGGCCUUCCUCGUCGCGAGCCGCCCGCAGAUGAGCGUGCCCUCGCUCAGCGUCAAGCAGAUGGACCAGCUCGACGCGCCUCGAGACCCGGCGCGCUUCGUCGAGAUCGACGAGCAGCCCGACUACAUCGAGGGCCACCGCCUGCACGACUUUCAGCUCGCCGGCGUCAACUAUCUGCGCAAUCGCUGGUGGCUGCGCAAAGGAUGCAUCCUCGCCGACGAGAUGGGUCUCGGCAAGACGUGCCAGGUCAUCACCUUCCUCACGUACCUCAACAAGAAGGAGGGCGCUCGGCCGUUCCUCAUCCUCGUGCCCAACUCGCUCAUCGGCAACUGGAUGCGCGAGUUCUCGCAGUGGGCGCCGAGCAUGCGCGUCGUGCCCUACAACGGCGACGCCAACUCGCGCAAGAUCGUCGAGGACUACGAGCUAUUCGACUCGAACGGCGCGCUCAAGACGCAGGUCGUCCUCGCGACGUACGAGGCGUUCGCCAACAACGCGCGCGUCUUCCGCCAGGUCGACCGGUGGGACUGCCUCGUCGUCGACGAGGGUCAGCGCCUCAAGAGUGGGCCCGAGAGCCUCCUGUACGGCGCCAUCGCCUCGUUGCGUGUCGCACAGCGCAUCAUCCUGACCGGCACGCCCCUCAACAACAACAUCCACGAGCUCUUCAACCUGCUCCGCUUCAUCAACCCGGACGAGUACCGAGAUGGUCGCGUCGAAAAGCUCGUCAAGGAGUACGAGGAGCUCACGCCCGAGCGUGUCGAGAACAUUCGCGGCAUGCUUCGCCCGUACCUGUUGCGCCGCACCAAGGAGACGAUCGAGGUCGUCGUCCCUGUCACCAUGACGGUCCUGCAGCGUGGCCUGUACCGCAACAUCCUCGAGCGCAACGCCGCCGCCAUCCGCACGAUCGUCCAGACGUCGGGCUCGUCGCGCGAGCAGGCGACCAAGGGCAAGAAGAAGACGGGCACGUUCAGCAACAUCCUCAUGGAGCUCCGCAAGUCGCUGUGCCACCCGUACCUCGUCGACGCCGACAUGGAGCCGCUCGUCGCCUCGGCUCGCGACGCGCACCGCAACUUGACCGAGGCGUCGGCCAAGCUCGUACUUCUCGCGCGCAUGCUCCCGAGGCUCAAGGCGGCUGGCCACCGCGUCCUCAUCUUCUCCCAGUUCAAGAUCACGCUCAACAUCAUCGAGCGCUUCCUGUCGGGCCUCGACGUCGACUUCCUGCGUCUCGAUGGCGACACGCCGCAGCUCGACCGGCAACGAGACGUCGACAAGUUCAACGCGCCGGGCUCGAAGUACUUCGCGUACCUGCUCAGCACGAGGGCCGGCGGUGUCGGGCUCAACAUCACCUCGGCCGACGCUGUCAUCAUCUACGACCAGGACUUUAACCCGCAGCAGGACCUGCAGGCCAUCUCGCGCGCGCACCGCAUCGGCCAGACCAAGCCUGUGCGUGUCUUCAAGUUGGUCGUCAAGGGCACGUGCGAGGAGAAGAUCCUCGUCGCCGGCUCGAAGAAGCGUGGACUCGAGCACUUGAUCAUCCAACGCAUCGACGCUCAGGACGAGUCGGACGACGUCGAGGGCAUGCUCCAGUUCGGCGCCAAGGCCGUGUUCGACGAUCAGGCGGCCGAGGCGUCUGCGAUUCGGUAUAGCGACGCCGACAUCGACGAGCUCAUCGCCAAAACGGCCGACCCGGCCGCAAAGGAGUCCGACUCGGCCGCCACCUUCGCUCACGCCCAGAUGUGGACCCGUCAGAAGGACGGCGACGACGAUCCGGCCGCCCUGCCCGUCGCUGUCGAUGACGCCGUCCCGACGGCCGUCGAGGGCGUCCAGCAGGACCUGCACGACUUCUGGAGCAAGGUCGUCGACCAGCAGCAGCAGGCCGAGAAGGCCAACAAGGCGGCGCAGGCGGCGGCGGCCGGUCGGGGCAAGCGCAAGCGCGCCGAGGUCAACUACAAGCUCGACGUCGCGUACCACAACAAGGGCAAGACGCGCGGCACCUCGCCGCACUCGACCGCGACCGACCUCGACCUCAGCUCGGGCGACGACUACCGCCACCGCGACGAGCUCGACUCGGACGACGACUGGACCGGCCGCCUCGACGCCGACGACAAGCUCGUCCAGGUCGGCGACGACGGCAAGCAGAAGCCGUCAGGGCCGAGCAAGAAGAAGCAGAAGACGAAGCAUGCCGACGACGCUCGGGCCUCGACGCGCAAGCAAAAGGUCGUCUCGCUCCUGCAGCAGGCCAUCCAGAUCGGCUGUGUCGAGGCUCAAGGCGUCCUCGAGCGGGCGCAGCACGUUGAGACGGUCAAGGAACAGACACGCCUCGUUCUCGACGCCAUCAAGCACCUCGACAAGCACGCACUCGCGCUCAAGCAGAAGGCGCUCGUCGACAACGCCGCCGUCGCCAAUUCCGCGCACGUCGUCAAGCCCGUGUCGGUCCGCAAGGCCCCUGCGCCUACCUCAACGUCGAAGGACAAGCCUGUCGCUCGCGGCACGACGGCCUCGAGCUCUGCGUCCGGCAAGGGCGCCCGCCACGCUCCGACGACGGUCGCCAACCCGGUCAAGCCCGCCUCUUCCGCGACCGCCGCAUCCUCGCUCGACUCGCACGCCUCGCGUCCGUCUCUCGCCGCCAGCACGAGCAACGUCAAGUCGUCGUCCUCGACGGGCAUGGUUCGGGUCGACUCGGGCGGCGGCGCGUCCGACACGUCGCACAAGAGCUCGAGCGGCACCCCCAAGCUCAAGCAGACGGCGCUCUCGUUCGGCAAGCCGGUCGCCUCGCCCUCGUUGUCGUCGUCGUCGGCUGCGCACGCAGCAGCCGCUACUGCUGCGACGUCCGCUCCGCAGGCCGCCGCCGCCGCCCUCCCGUCGACGGUACCGCUCAAGCGCCCCUCGCCACCAUCCGCCGACCUGCCCAACCCGAAGAAGGAGCCGUCCGGCUCGCCCGCGCCGCACAAGAAGAAGCGCGAGGUCAUCGUCAUCUCGGACUCGGAGUAAUCCUCACUCACUCCUUCCCGUCUUUCUCUCGCUCUCGUCGACUCCCCGCUUGCCGUACCACACCC